AUGAAUACUUCUCGUCGUUCAUCCAUAUCUAGUCAUACUCAAUCUAUCACACUUCUCGACGAAAUCGAUCGAUGGGAACAUGGAACAUUGUUACUGGUGAAACAAACAGCAGAUCGUGCACGACAACGUGUCAACGAUUUGAUCAUAUCGAUGAAUUCGACAAUGACAAAAGAUUCAAAUGACUAUCAACGACGUCGUAGCGGCACAGAUGCGUCAAUUCACGAAUUAAAUUUGAAACUUCGUGAUCUAAAUCGAACGUUGAACACAUAUUCACCGCAUAUUAAAUUACAUAUUACACCGAUUGAUUGGUCGACUAUUCUUCGUGUGUUUAUUGAAUGGUCGUCGUCGGAAUAUGAAGUUUCUUCACCACGACAAUUAUUCAUCGGAGGAACAUUGUUAACACCUGAAGAUCAACUCCAAUUGAACAAAUUCUACGGAAAAGAAAGUCAAAAAUGGCAUUUAAUUUACAAAGCAACACGCGAUGGUUUUAGUAUGGAUGAUUUUCAUCGUUGUUCGGAUAGUCAAGGUCCAACAAUAACCGUCAUUGAAACAUUAGAUAAAUAUUUAUUCGGUGGUUAUACAUCCGUCAAUUGGAAUUUUCAUCAAGGAAUGAAUGUCGCUGUCGAAGAUCGAAAUGCUUUCUUAUUUACUUUAGCUAAUCCGAAUGGUAUUCCGUCAACAAAAUAUUUGAUAAAACUAUCUGGUGAAAAUGCUGUUGUACCAAAUGCUAUGGGACCUACAUUUGGUCAUUAUGAUUUAGCUAUUUAUCCGUAUAGUAAUAUAAACUCAGAGAGUUUUAUUAAAUUUCCCAUUUCUUUUAUUGAUUCAACUGGAAAAGGUUAUUUAACAUUUACCGGUUCGACAAAUUUUACAACAACAGAUAUCGAAAUCUAUCGAUUAGAAAAUCUAUGGGAUCAUCAAUUUUGA
This is a messenger RNA of Adineta ricciae, 927 nucleotides long. The record is from the annotation of a GenBank genome assembly. Lineage: Eukaryota; Metazoa; Rotifera; Eurotatoria; Adinetida; Adinetidae.